Tupaia belangeri chinensis (Chinese tree shrew) is the source of this 2413-nucleotide messenger RNA. It is a transcript of the gene PFKFB1, whose product is annotated as 6-phosphofructo-2-kinase/fructose-2,6-biphosphatase 1. Gene Ontology annotation, molecular function: 6-phosphofructo-2-kinase activity; ATP binding; fructose-2,6-bisphosphate 2-phosphatase activity. NCBI's taxonomy places the organism in Eukaryota, Metazoa, Chordata, Mammalia, Scandentia, Tupaiidae. Bases 159 to 1505 code for a protein of 448 amino acids. Gene Ontology annotation, biological process: fructose 2,6-bisphosphate metabolic process; fructose metabolic process. The transcript has 14 exons. The record is from RefSeq and is a predicted model, not a curated record. Gene Ontology annotation, cellular component: 6-phosphofructo-2-kinase/fructose-2,6-biphosphatase complex; cytosol.
AUAUUUGAACAGAGUGUACACACACCCCCUUAACCAGGGUACUUCUUCAGCCUUCCCAGGGAACCAGUGAAUGCUUCCAGACUCCCUCUUUGAUGCCACCCACUGGAUUUACUUUUGGGGUCUAUAAAUGAAGAGAGCCAAAUCUUGGAUAAUUAGCAAUGGAAGAAAAAAUCUCUAGGAGAACAGCAUCCAUACCCCAGUUUACCAAUUCUCCCACGAUGGUGAUCAUGGUGGGUUUACCAGCUCGAGGCAAGACUUAUAUCUCCACGAAGCUCACACGGUAUCUCAACUGGAUAGGAACACCAACUAAAGUGUUUAAUUUAGGCCAGUAUCGACGAGAGGCAGUGAGCUACAAGAACUAUGAAUUUUUUCUCCCAGACAACACGGAGGCCCUACUUAUCAGAAAGCAGUGUGCCUUGGCAGCCCUGAAGGAUGUCCAUAACUAUCUGAGUAAUGAGGAAGGUCAUGUUGCGGUUUUUGAUGCCACCAACACUACCAGAGAACGGCGGUCAUUGAUUCUGCAGUUUGCUAAAGAACAUGGUUACAAGGUCUUUUUCAUCGAGUCCAUUUGUAAUGAUCCUGGUGUCAUUGCUGAAAACAUCAGGCAAGUGAAACUUGGCAGCCCUGAUUACAUAGACUGUGACCGGGAAAAGGUUCUGGAAGACUUUCUAAAGAGAAUUCAGUGCUACGAGGUCAACUACCAGCCUUUGGAUGAGGAACUGGAUAGCCACCUGUCCUACAUCAAGAUCUUCGAUGUGGGCACACGCUACAUGGUGAAUCGAGUGCAGGACCACAUCCAGAGCCGCACAGUCUACUACCUCAUGAACAUCCACGUCACACCUCGUUCCAUCUACCUAUGCCGGCAUGGAGAGAGUGAACUCAACCUCAGAGGCCGCAUUGGAGGUGACUCAGGUCUCUCAGCUCGGGGAAAACAGUAUGCCUAUGCCCUGGCCAACUUCAUUCAGUCCCAGGGCAUCAACUCCCUGAAGGUGUGGACCAGCCACAUGAAGAGAACCAUCCAGACAGCUGAGGCCCUGGGCGUCCCUUAUGAGCAGUGGAAGGCCUUGAACGAGAUUGAUGCGGGUGUCUGUGAAAAGAUGACUUACGAAGAAAUCCAACAACACUACCCUGAAGAAUUUGCACUACGGGACCAAGAUAAAUACCGCUACCGCUACCCUAAGGGAGAGUCCUAUGAGGACUUGGUUCAGCGUCUGGAGCCAGUUAUAAUGGAGCUAGAACGACAGGAGAAUGUACUGGUGAUCUGCCACCAAGCUGUCAUGCGGUGCCUCCUGGCCUACUUCCUGGAUAAAAGUUCAGAUGAGCUCCCCUAUCUCAAGUGCCCUUUGCACACAGUGCUCAAACUCACACCUGUGGCUUACGGCUGCAAAGAGGAGUCCAUCUACCUGAAUGUGGAGGCUGUGAACACACACCGGGAGAAGCCCGAGAAUAUGGAUGUCACCCGGGAACCUGAGGAAGCCUUGGACACUGUUCCUGCCCACUACUGAGCUCUUUUCAAGAGCUCAAACUGCCUCUGUACUCACGGUCUUCCACCUUUAAGAACUGCUCUACUCACUUUUCUUCUACCAUAAGAAGACUCUGGCCUUGGCCUCACUGGGAAAACCAUGCUUCCAGCAAAGAAGUCCUCAAACAGCUCCAAAACCAGUCUCAAUUCCUGGCCACAACCAAGGAGAUGUCUAAGUCUGAAGUUCGCUCUUAAUUUCUCUUCGCUAAUAAAAUCUUCUCUUACUGCCUACAGAAGUAAAGGGAGAGAUCAUGGUGAGGCUUCUCCCAUUGUUCUUGAGAUCUUGAUCCUGUAAAGUGGCUCUGGUGCUGUGGGGGGUGUGGAAUGGGUGAAAACUUCCUGGAGGGAAGAGUUCUGGAUUAACACCUUCAAAGGUGGGAGAAAGAUAGAUCCUUUCACCUGUGAGCCUUGUUCCUUAGUGGGCAGGGGUAGCUGGGAGCAUGACACUUUCAUCCUUACACUCAUAGAAGAAUCUGGCACUUAGGCCAAGUGCUCUUCUCUAACUCUUGCUGGCAUUCUCAAUUUCACUGUCUGUAUGAAUAACCCAGUCAACAUCCUGGCCUUCCACUCCUUUUCCUUGACUCCAGUGAGCAUCUUCCCCCUUUAGUCACCCUCUACUUGGACCUUGGCAUCAUCUCACCAGACUACCUUCAUAAAUGCAAGCAUCAUCUCACUAUCUAACCACCCCCACCCUAGUCUUUACAACAUCUGUAUCAUCCCCAUGGCCCCUAGCAGUAUGCCUAGGCAUAGUAUGAGUGCCUAGGCAUAGCAUGAGUGUAACAUUUUUUGAAUGAACAAUAGUUGUUAUUGUACUGCAUCAAGAGUACAGCCCAUUUAAUUCUUCCAAUGUCUCCCUGUCUAUCAGUACUCUCCUUCCUCUGUGUUCUUCCA